CCGCUGCUCCCGCUCGGCCGCCUCUUCACCAUGGCCCUGGCGAACAGCACCCGCGGAUUACCCAACGGGGGCGGCGGGGGCGGGAGCGGCUCCCCUUCCUCCUCGGCGGAGCCGCCGCUCUUCCCCGAUAUCCUGGAGCUGAACGUAGGGGGCCAAGUGUAUGUGACUCGGCGCUGCACGGUGGUGUCGGUGCCGGACUCGCUGCUCUGGCGCAUGUUCACGCAGCAGCAGCCGCAGGAGCUGGCCCGGGACAGCAAAGGCCGCUUCUUUCUGGACCGAGACGGGUUCCUCUUCCGCUACAUCCUGGAUUACCUGCGGGACUUGCAGCUCGUGCUGCCGGACUACUUCCCCGAGCGCAGCCGGCUGCAGCGCGAGGCCGAGUACUUCGAGCUGCCCGAGCUCGUGCGCCGCCUCGGGGCGCCCCAGCAGCCCGACUUGAGAUCUCUUAUUAAAAAUCCUUAUUUUCUCCGAGCCCAGUCAGUGUUGACUUCUGGGCAGAUCCGAAAGCUAGAAAAUGCCACUUGUUUUAUGCGGAUUCUUUGA
Molecule: messenger RNA, 543 nt
Organism: Miniopterus natalensis
Lineage: Eukaryota; Metazoa; Chordata; Mammalia; Chiroptera; Miniopteridae
Source: RefSeq, a predicted model, not a curated record